Pteropus alecto (black flying fox) is the source of this 2116-nucleotide messenger RNA. RefSeq names its product synaptosome associated protein 23 (gene SNAP23). Gene Ontology annotation, molecular function: syntaxin-1 binding; SNAP receptor activity. Gene Ontology annotation, biological process: synaptic vesicle fusion to presynaptic active zone membrane; exocytosis; synaptic vesicle priming. Gene Ontology annotation, cellular component: synaptobrevin 2-SNAP-25-syntaxin-1a-complexin I complex; plasma membrane. The coding region runs from base 157 to 792 and encodes 211 amino acids. The record is from RefSeq and is a predicted model, not a curated record. NCBI's taxonomy places the organism in Eukaryota, Metazoa, Chordata, Mammalia, Chiroptera, Pteropodidae. The transcript has 8 exons.
GGCGGGAGAGGAAUGGCCAGAACUGUUUGGUGAGUCUCCUGGAGUAGGGGUGAGGGAGCUGGCCGGGGUGAAGAUUGGGAUCAUGUCCCAAGAAUAAAAAGUAUAUCAGAAUAUCUACAUUUCAGUUUCGGUGCCUAUCGAGAGUUUUAAUUCAUCAUGGAUAAUCUGUCACCGGAAGAAAUUCAGUUAAGGGCUCACCAGGUUACUGAUGAGUCUCUGGAAAGUACAAGGAGAAUCCUGGGUUUAGCCAUCGAGUCUCAGGAUGCAGGAAUCAAGACUAUCACUAUGCUGGAUGAACAAGGAGAAAAACUAAACCGCAUAGAAGAAGGCAUGGACCAAAUAAAUAAAGACAUGAGAGAGGCAGAGAAGACUUUAACAGAACUCAACAAGUGCUGUGGCCUUUGUGUCUGCCCGUGUAAUAGGACAAAGAACUUUGAAUCUGGUAAGAACUAUAAGGCAACAUGGGGAGAAGGUGGAGACAACUCUUGUAGCAAUGUAGUAUCUAAGCAGCCAGGCCGAGUGACAAAUGGUCAGUCUCAGCAAGCAGCCACAGGAACAUCCAGCGGUGGAUACAUUAAACGUAUAACUAAUGAUGCCAGAGAAGAUGAAAUGGAAGAGAACCUGACUCAAGUGGGCGGUAUCCUUGGAAAUCUAAAAAACAUGGCUCUGGACAUGGGCAAUGAGAUUGAGGCCCAAAAUCGACAAAUACACCGGAUCACAGAAAAGGCUGACACCAACAAAGAUCGUAUUGACAAUGCCAAUGCCAGAGCCAAGAAACUCAUUGACAGCUAAAAUACUGCUGUGCUUUCUUUACCAUUUAGUCACUUGCCUAGCUCUUCCUUCGAAGUCAUUGCCUUUUCAGAGUUUGAAUAUUUGGUUCCAUACUCUUCUAAUCAGAAGAUAAUGUAGAAGAAGGGUGAGGAGUAACAGCCCCCGUUUGUUUUUUAUUAUUUUAUCUUUUUCCCUUGAGGAUAGACUGCUGCUCGGCCUUCCCUCUAGUAUUUCUUUCUCAGUUUAUCCUCUUAGAUUGGUUUUCAUACAUCAUAUAUAGCAUUGUUGUUCACCUUCCUUGUUUACUGUAGCAGGUUCUUCUGCUUUCAAGAUUUGGAAGCAUUGCCAAAGACAGCCAUGAAUAAGGAAGCUGGGGGCAGGGGUCGGGGAGUGCAAGAAGGACAAGCAAGAGGUAAGAGGUUACCUCAGUAAAACAUUCAGGCCACAAAGCAAAAAGUUUUAUCCACAGUAAAGAUCUAGUUGGGUUUAGUUUUUAAUUUAAGUUGCAAUUAUUGACAACUUAGGCUAAUAAUUGGUUUUGGAGCUUUUAUACACAAUAUUUUUGUUAUACAUCACAACUUUGCAACCUCUGCUUCAAAAAAGAAUAGAAUAAGUUUUUUAAAGUGAGAUUAAUUCCCGAACUCUUGGUGUUUCAUAUAUGUACAUAGAUUCUGUGAUUACAUUUCAUAUUGCACCAUACAAGAACACUUUGUAUAAGUUAAUGGCUUUUUAUUUUCGUAUUAUUAGUAUCAUGGUUCCAUUACAAGCCUUUUAACCUCAUAAAUUUGUCAUUAGUCUUUCAAGAAAAAAAUAUGUAAAUAUGUAUGUGUAACAUGAGAAUUUCUCUCUGAAGGGCUUAAAAUUUUUUGGAAAAGUUUGACAAAGUGUAUCACAUGAAUUCAGAUUUACCUCAAUGCCAAGAAUUAUGUUUAGAUAGAAAAAAGAAACUUGUUUUGAUCUCAGGUAGAAAAAUUGUUAGAUUGCCUUGAGUUUUAUGUAGACUUAAGACUUUCAAAAAGCUAGAAUUCUGUUAAACUAAAAGUAAUUUGGAAAAUUACACCUUUGGUUUCAUUAUUGCAAUUACACCUUUGGUUUCAUUAUUGCAAUCAUCAUUGCACUGUCAUUCUCUUAGCCUUGUGUACUUAGCAUCUGUAGCCUUGUGAACUAAUGUCAGAAUCACGUUUAUUUAGAUCCUGAACAGUUAUAAAAAUCUGAUUGGUAUUUGUCACCUUUAUUUUAAAGCUAGCACCUGUACACUUCAAAGCUAUUAAUGUGAUUGGUUUGACCAAUAACCACCUUGAUUCUUACAAUUAAAUUUUGUAACUAAUGGAAUUGUUCUUUCAAA